GAAUUUGCUUUCAUUUAGGCCAUAUAUAUUUCUUAAAUAGGUUAAAGUCAUAGAGAUUUUUUUGGAAUAGCAUUUCGCCCUGGAGCGGUGCGCAAUGCUAUCUCAUGCCGACCUCCUGGAUGCUCGCCUCGGUGAGUUAACAUCACCAAACUCCGGUCUUCAACUCUACUGGAUGAAGGAUGCCGCGGCGGAGCUCCUGGGCCACAGGGAGGCUUUGAAGUGCAGGCUCAGCGGCGGGGGUCCUGACCCGGGACACUCCGGGGAGCUCGGCCCGGGCCCGGACGGCGUGGAAGGGGCCACGAUGCUCCCGGGCGACGAUAUCAGCAGCGGCGGGGGAUCCAACCCGGUGCAGGUGAACAGCAAGGAGCAGGAGAAGCAGCAGCAGCAGCAGCAGCAGCAGCAGAACAGCAGCAACCCGAACCAGUCCGGAGGGCAGCAGAGCCAGAAACAGAAGCGGCACCGAACUCGCUUCACUCCGGCGCAGCUCAACGAGCUGGAGAGGAGCUUCGCCAAGACGCACUACCCGGACAUCUUCAUGCGGGAGGAGCUGGCGCUGAGGAUCGGCCUGACGGAGUCCAGAGUGCAGGUCUGGUUCCAGAACCGACGCGCCAAGUGGAAGAAGCGCAAGAAGACCACCAAUGUGUUCCGCGCUCCGGGGACGCUGCUGCCGACGCACCACGGUCUGCACCAGUUUCCGUCCGCCGCGGCGGCAGCGGCGGCCAUGGGCGACAGCCUCUGCUCCUUCCACUCCAACGACACCCGCUGGGCCACGGCAGGGAUGCCCGGCGUGUCUCAGCUGCAGCUACCGCCGGCUCUGGGCCGCCAGCAGGCCAUGGCACAGUCCCUGUCUCAGUGCAGCCUCGGCGCCGGGCCGCCGCCCAACUCCAUGGGUCUAUCCAACAUGUCGUCGAACGGCUCCGGGCUGCAGUCGCAUCUCUACCAGCCCACUUUCCCCGGAAUGGUACCCGCGUCCCUGUCCGGCCCCACCAACGUGACCGGCUCGCCUCAGCUGUGUAGCUCCCCGGACAGUGACGUCUGGAGAGGGACAAGCAUCGCGUCGCUGCGCCGCAAAGCGCUGGAGCACACAGUAUCCAUGAGUUUCACUUAGUGAGCCGAAGAGCUUUUCUUCCACUCACACAGAGAUCUUCUGCAUUCAGUUCUUAUCCAUCCAGUCCAUCCAAACGGUGCACCGGGAGAAAUACAACCAGGAUUCUUGUUCAAACCACAAAUCGCAGCUACACCUGGCACUUUCCCUCCCAACCCGCAGACCAGAGGGAGUCAUCCAUCAGGCCGUGUGGCCUCUAUUAACCAUAGGGCUGGUUCUGUUUAAGCUAUAAUUUAUUAUUUCGCAUGUAGCCUAUGUCAACUAUUUAUUUGUCUAUUUAAAAUGAGUUUGUUCAGUAUUUAUUUAUUUAUUUGGCACAGGCAGCCCUGCCUUUACAGGGCUUUCAGUGACAUUUGCUUGGUGACUGACGGUUUUUGAAGACAAACUCUGUGGAUACUUUGAAAUACAAGCUUAGGCUCCAGAUUGUCCCCCUCUGCUGCACAGCAUGCAGCUCUAAAGGGCCAAAGGGAAGCACAGUGGACGUGCAGAAACAAGACACCUGGAGGUUUAAAAGAGUGAGAAGAUGAAAGAUUCACCAGGAGAGAGAAGGAUUUGACAGGAAUCAGGACAAAGAGGAAAAAAGACUUGAAUGCAUGUGCUGUCCAAAGCAAAAAACGGGGGAAAUACUAUAAAUUAAGACAUGGAAACUGACUUAACUAUAAUCUGUUAUAUAGGAUGUUUUGUGUAGCGGAAGCACUCUUGUUCCCAUUUGGUCAGUUUGUGAUAACUUCUGUUUCCAAAAUUAUGUCUGUGCUUAUUCUCAAAUAUGACUUUCUUAAAUGUUUGAAUCAUUUUUGUUUCAUGGACAUGUUUAUAUCAAUUAAAUGUAAAUGGUCAAAUAAAAAUCAUUUUCAAUUAUGUCA
Messenger RNA from Amphiprion ocellaris (clown anemonefish), 1968 nucleotides. It is a transcript of the gene otpa, whose product is annotated as orthopedia homeobox a. The record is from RefSeq and is a predicted model, not a curated record. Gene Ontology annotation, molecular function: DNA binding; DNA-binding transcription factor activity, RNA polymerase II-specific. The transcript has 3 exons. Gene Ontology annotation, biological process: regulation of DNA-templated transcription; neuron differentiation. Lineage: Eukaryota; Metazoa; Chordata; Actinopteri; Pomacentridae. The coding region runs from base 95 to 1108 and encodes 337 amino acids.